CCUGCCCCAUGGCGGCCUCGGGGCCCGCGGCGGCCCGGGGCUCCCCCGCCACCGCCGGUAUCAUCGUCAUCGGCGACGAGAUCCUCAAGGGCCACACGCAGGACACCAACUCCUUCUUCAUGUGCCGGCGGCUGCGGGCCCUGGGCGUGAGGGUGGCCCGGAUCUCGGUGGUGCCUGACGAGGUGGAGGCCAUCGCCAGCGAGGUGGCCGCCUUCGCUGCCCGCUUCACCUACGUGCUGACCUCGGGGGGCAUCGGCCCCACGCACGACGAUGUCACCUUCGAGGCGGUGGCCAGGGCCUUCGGGGAGAAGGUGGCCCCCCACCCCGAGCUGGUGGCCCUGGUGCACAAGUUCUUCGGCAAGACGGAGGCGCAGUGCCCCGAGAUGAAGCUGGCUCGGGUCCCCGAGUCCUCCUGCCUUAACUACGGCACCGACGGGCGCACGGGGGGCGCCUUCAAGUACCCGCUGGUCAGCGUGCGCAACGUCUACAUCUUCCCCGGCAUCCCGGCGCUGAUGGAGCGCGCCCUGGACGGCCUCACCCACCUCUUCCGCAGUGAGCAGACCCGCUUCCACUCCCGCACCAUCUAUGUGGCGGCUGACGAGAUCCUCAUCGCGCCUGCACUCGACCAGGCCCAUGCUACCUUCCAGGGCCGUGUCGGUUUGGGGUCCUACCCAGACUGGGCCAGCAACUACUACCGUGUGAAGCUGACGCUGGACUCGGAGUCAGAGCAGGACCUAGAGGAAGCGUAUCGCUUCUUGAUGGAGAAGCUGCCGCCGGGUGUUGUCGUGCCUUUGGUGACAGACUGCGUCUCGCCCGCGGCCACAGAGGUUUAUGGCCUGGCUGAGUCAGGCUCAGCCCUGGGGCAGAAGGUGGCAGCAGCACUGCGGACCAUCGAGGAGGCUUUGGACCGGUACAGCCUGGCCCAGCUCUGCGUGGGCUUCAACGGGGGCAAGGACUGCACGGCCCUGCUGCACCUCGUCCACGCCGCCGUGGAGAGGCGGUACCCGGCGAGGCAGGAGAAGCUGCAGGUGCUCUACAUCCGCAUCGUGUCCCCCUUCCCCGAAAUGGAGCAGUUCAUCCAGGCAACUGUUCGGAGGUACAAGAUCCAGCUCUGCACGGUGGAAGGCUCCAUCCGGGAGGCCCUGGCCCACCUGAAGGAGCAGCAGCCGCAGCUGGAGGCUGUCCUGAUGGGGACGCGGCGGACGGACCCCUACUCCCGCACCCUGACCCCCAUGUGCAUGACGGACCCCGACUGGCCCCCGUACAUGCGGGUGAACCCCUUGCUGGACUGGACCUACCGGGACAUCUGGGAGUUUCUGCGCAAGCUCUAUGUCCCCUAUUGUGUCCUCUAUGACAAGGGCUACACCUCCCUGGGGAGCAUGGCCAACACGCAGAAGAACCCGGCGCUGCGCUACACCAACGCCCGGGGCCGGGAGAGCUACCGGCCUGCCUACGAGCUGGAAAACGAGGAAGAUGAGCGCACCUCCCGCCAGUGAAGGCCUACGGGGUGCACUUGGGGGGGCUCUGCUGGGACACUGUUCCCCCACGGACAUCCCUGGUGCUGCUGGGGGUGACACUGAAUAAACCUAUUGCCCGACAGCACUGGAUAAACCUGCUGUGCUCAGCCUGCGGUCCGCAUCGCGCUCGCGCUUGGCCGUGCCAGUCCCUUCGGGCGCUGCAGGGCUCUGGCAGGGGCACGGCGGGGGGUGAGGCCAGCUCUGCCCAAACAAAAGUGUCCCCCGGGCAGUGUCCCCUCCCCGCACCCGCUAUUGUGGGAGCCUUUGAAGCGCAGAGAAUGGAGCAGGUUCCAGCGUUUGCCGGGGACCCGCGUGUCGCUGCGGCUGCCUCCCGGCGUCAGACCCUGCUGAUCCCUCCUGGGCCAUGCAUCUCCACCGGACUGCGGCGUCCUGGCCGCUGGGCGCUCGGAGGCCGGCGGCACCGCCAGCACCCACCAAGGCCUCCCUGGGGCUGCGCCUGGGCUCCUGGCUGCUGCAGCGGCUGCGGGACUGCGUCUACCUCCUGCUCUGCAGCUGGUGCAUCCGGGAGUUGCUGGACUAGGGAACGACCCCCCGGCUACUUCCCCGCAGGACCCCCGGCACCCCCUGCCUGCCCCCGUGCCAUGGGACUGCUUGUCACCCUGUGCUGAGGGAGCUGACGGACCCCGCUCCAGCCUGUGCUCCCCCUGAUCAGAGACCCCAAUAAACCUGCGCAGCGACUGA
Molecule: messenger RNA, 2219 nt
Organism: Calidris pugnax (ruff)
Lineage: Eukaryota; Metazoa; Chordata; Aves; Charadriiformes; Scolopacidae
Gene: FLAD1
Product: flavin adenine dinucleotide synthetase 1
Exons: 8
Coding region: 9-1496 (495 amino acids)
Biological process (GO): FAD biosynthetic process
Molecular function (GO): FMN adenylyltransferase activity
Source: RefSeq, a predicted model, not a curated record